AUGCGCGCUGAAUCUGAUAGUAUUUACCCUGAUCCUGGAUUCUGGACAAAAACCUCAAUAAUACAGUUAUGCUACGGGAUAUUGGUAAACCUAACUAUGGUGACAAUUGGUCUGGCGUUUGGCUUUUCAGCUGUGUUGUUACCGCAACUUUCGGUAACUGAGCCCAAAAUUCCAACUUCAAUAGCCGAAGAAUCGUGGAUUGUGAGCGUGUUAGCCUUAGCAACUCCGUUUGGAUGUUUGGUUAGCGGGUACUUGAUGGAUCACUUUGGACGGCGUAAAAUGCUGAUUCUAUGCGAGUUACCUAUCGCCGUUGGUUGGAUUUUAACAGGCUUUGCUGGCACUGCCCGGGAUAUCAUUAUAGGUAGAAUUAUUGUUGGACUUGGCUGUGGUAUGGCAAUGAGCACCCCUAGGGCUUACUUAACAGAAAUAUCGCUUCCCAAUAUGCGUGGUGUCAUCGGUAGCUUUCCCAACAUUGCUAUGUCACUCGGAAUUACGGUUCAGGCUGGGCUAAGUUCUGUAUUGAGAUGGCGUGAUUUGUCAUUCAUCAACGGCGUCUAUUCGAUAAUCUUAUUUUUUAUAAGCUUUGUCUUUCCGGAGACUCCUUAUUUUGUUCUCAUGAAAGACACUCCAGAGAAGGCCAAAGAGAUUUUAAAGAAGUUCAGAUCAGCCAAGUACAAUAUUGACGCAGAAAUGGAACAGCUAAUAGACUAUAAGGCUGAUAACAAUAUUCGUAGGCUUUCUUUUUGGAGCCAGGUAAAAUUCCUUUUUCGAAGUUCUGCAUGUAAACCAUUUUGGAUUGUGACGAUCUACAUAAUAUUUGCACAGUUAUCUGGAGUUACGAUUAUAUUAAUGUGGACUGAAGAAAUUUUAGAGGAAUCGAAGUCAAGUGUAAAUGCACAUACUGGAAAUAUUUUGCUGGGUGUAACUAGACUUUGUGCGGGAAUUCUUACUUCAAUUUUGAUUUUAAAAGUGAAAAGAAGGCAUUUAGCCUUAAUAUCAAGUCUUGGUGUGUCAGCCGUGUGUAUUUUACUUGGAACAUUUAAUUUAUACGCGAAAGAGCCAAGCAUACUUCCACAGUUGUGCUAUGUAGCUUUUAUUACAUUUGCCUGUUUAGGCUACUAUGUAUUACCAAUUCUCAUUAUAUUUGAAUUGAGCCCUUUGCAAAUCAGAGGUCUUCUUGGAAGUAUUACAAUUUCCAUAUCAAACAUUACAAUAUUUAGUGUCAAUCAAUGUUUCCGAUACGUUGAAAAUGCUAUUGGUUUAGCCAACACAAUACUAGCUUUUGGUGCAUCUUCAUUUUUAGGCAGUAUCUACAUAUACUUCUUUUUGCCAGAAACAAAUGAUUUGACUUUACAAGAAAUCGAGGAAUUCUAUAAUGAGCGACGAUCUACUCUAACAUCACAACGUCGUAUUGUUUCUAUGCAAGCUUUAUCUAAAGCCAGUAAUAGUUUAGCAAGUAGAUCAUUAAUGAAAGUGACUUAA
Messenger RNA from Parnassius mnemosyne (clouded apollo), 1482 nucleotides. The record is from the annotation of a GenBank genome assembly. Lineage: Eukaryota; Metazoa; Arthropoda; Insecta; Lepidoptera; Papilionidae.